Molecule: messenger RNA, 7444 nt
Organism: Papilio xuthus (Asian swallowtail)
Lineage: Eukaryota; Metazoa; Arthropoda; Insecta; Lepidoptera; Papilionidae
Gene: N
Product: neurogenic locus Notch protein
Exons: 32
Coding region: 217-7308 (2363 amino acids)
Biological process (GO): regulation of developmental process; axon guidance; Notch signaling pathway
Cellular component (GO): signaling receptor complex; plasma membrane; cell surface
Molecular function (GO): calcium ion binding; protein binding
Source: RefSeq, a predicted model, not a curated record
UGCGCGCAGGACGCGGUUGCGCAUGUUACUACCGGGCUUGGUGUAAAUUCAAACUUUGUUUUACCGCUAAAAUGAUCAAACUUGCAAUGUUUUCAACGUAACAACAAUUUAUAAACAAAAUGAAGUGUCAGUUCUUACAUUUAGUUCCGUGAGUGUUGAUUAUUAAGUGAUUUAACGACAGAAGGAGUAAAACAAAUGUGUGUGAUCCAUGUGUGAAUGUUGUGCUUCAUAAUGUGGUCGAGAAACUUUACACCGGAUUAUGGGAUUAAGUUGUUGUCUAUAGGUGUGCUGCUGUCGAGCCUGGCGGCCAAAAUCCAAGGAGUCGAAGGAUUCGUAUCGUGUUCACCGUCGCCGUGUAAAAAUAGUGGCACAUGUCUGUCCACACCUAGAGGAGAAUAUUUUUGCAAUUGUACGUCACGUUACGCCGGCGAGUUCUGUCAACAUUUGAACCCCUGCCACAGCGAGUCUAGUCCCAGGUGUCAAAACGGCGGCACCUGCAGGGUCCGGCCAGGGGUCGGCGGCGGCCCUCCGUCAUUUGCCUGCGACUGUCCCCUCGGAUUUAGUGCAUCGCUGUGUGAGAUACGGGUGCCAGCCGCAUGCGAUUCGGCACCAUGUUUAAAUGGAGCCACCUGUCGGUUGACGUCACUACACACUUUUGAAUGCGACUGUCCUCCAGGGUAUACAGGUGCCGAAUGUUCACACGAAGACCACUGCGCUUCCCAACCGUGUAGAAAUGGAGGCCGUUGCGUUGCGGACAAUACAACGACCGCUGGAUACUCGUGCGCGUGUCCACCCGGCUUCACCGGCCCUCGAUGUAUCGACGAUGUGGUGGAAUGCUCAAGUGGUUCUGGACCUUGUCAUCACGGGAGAUGCUUUAAUACCCACGGGUCGUAUACUUGUGUGUGCGAGCCAGGGUUCACGGGCCGGGAUUGUGAUGCGGAGUACGUGCCUUGUGAACCAUCACCAUGUUUGCAUGGUGGAAGAUGUACGCCCUUGGAUCAGCUGAGAUACGAAUGUGAUUGUCCACCUGGUUUCCGUGGUCAGAACUGCGAGAUAGACAUCGACGACUGUCCCGGCAACUUGUGUCAGAACGGUGCGACAUGUAUUGACGGCCUCAACUCCUACACGUGCGAGUGUCCCCCCACUUUCACCGGCACCCUCUGCGAGACUGACGUCGAUGAAUGUGCUUUAAGACCCUUGGUGUGUCAGAACGGCGCGACAUGUACCAACUCGGUAGGUGGAUUCUCUUGCAUCUGUGUCAACGGAUGGACAGGACCUGAAUGCUCUGUGAACAUCGACGAUUGCGCUGGUGCUGCGUGCUUCAAUGGUGCAACUUGUAUAGACAGAGUUGGUGCUUUUUACUGCAAAUGUACUCCGGGAAAGACGGGUCUCCUCUGUCAUCUGGACGACGCGUGCACUUCCAACCCUUGCCAUGCUGACGCCAUCUGCGACACGAGUCCUAUCAACGGUUCCUAUACUUGCUCCUGCGCAUCCGGCUACAAGGGUCUCGAUUGCUCGGAAGACAUCAAUGAAUGUGAACAAGGUUCUCCAUGCGAACAUGAUGGCACUUGUGUUAACACACCGGGAUCCUUCGCAUGUAACUGCUCUGUUGGAUUCACGGGGCCGCGGUGUGAGACCAACGUCAACGAGUGCGAGAGUCAUCCCUGCAGGAAUGAUGGCUCCUGUCUUGAUGACCCGGGUACCUUCCGCUGCGUCUGCAUGCCUGGUUUUACUGGAACGCAGUGCGAGGUUGAGAUCGACGAGUGCGCGAAUAACCCUUGCCUCAAUGGGGGCGUUUGCCACGACAUGAUCAAUGCUUUCCGCUGCACUUGUGUCAUCGGUUUCACAGGCGCGCGUUGUCAGGUUAACAUCGACGACUGCGCCUCCAGUCCUUGUCGUAACGGCGGAACUUGCCACGACUCCAUCGCCGGCUACACAUGCGAGUGUCCUCCAGGAUAUACUGGUAUGUCAUGCGAGACCAACAUCAACGACUGCCUGUCAGCGCCAUGCCACCGCGGAGAGUGCAUCGACGGUGAUAACAGCUUCACCUGCAACUGCCACCCAGGGUACACCGGCAGAGUGUGUCAGACGCAGAUCAACGAGUGCGAGUCAAACCCCUGCCAGUUCGGAGGUCACUGCGAGGAUCUAAUAGACGGGUACCAGUGCCGCUGCAAGCCGGGCACCUCGGGCCGCAACUGUGAGAUCAAUGUGAACGAGUGCUACUCCAACCCCUGCAGAAACGGAGCCACCUGCAUUGACGGCAUCAACAGAUACACGUGCGAGUGCAUCCCCGGCUUCACUGGCCAGCACUGCGAGACCAACAUCAACGAAUGUUUGUCCAACCCCUGCGCCAACGGCGGCAAGUGCAUCGACCGCAUCAACGGCUUCCGCUGCGAGUGCCCCAGGGGGUACUACGACGCUAGAUGUUUGUCAGACGUCAACGAAUGCGCUUCAAACCCUUGCAUCAACGGUGGGACUUGUGAAGAUGGUGUCAACCAAUUCAUCUGUCAUUGUUUACCAGGAUAUGGAGGUCAACGUUGCGAACGUGAUAUAGACGAGUGCAGUUCGAAUCCCUGUCAGCACGGCGGGACAUGCCAUGAUCGUCUUAAUGCAUACAAAUGUGACUGCGUACUCGGAUUUACUGGUGUGAACUGCGAGACGAACAUCGACGACUGCGCGGGCAACCCGUGCCUACACGGCGGCUCCUGCAUCGACCUGGUGAACGGGUACCGGUGCGUGUGCGCGCCGCCGCACUCCGGCCGCAACUGCGAGAAUACGCUCGAUCCCUGCCUGCCCAACCAAUGUCGUCACGGCGGUCGGUGCGUGGCGGAGGCCUCAUACGCGGAGUUCACAUGUGCGUGCGGCGCGGGGUGGGCGGGCGCGCUGUGCGAGCGCGACGUGGACGAGUGCGCGGCCUCAGCGCCGUGUCACAACGCAGCCACGUGCGUCAACACCGCCGGGUCAUACGCCUGUCUCUGUGCUAGAGGAUACGAGGGCAGAGACUGCGCUAUCAACACUGACGACUGCGCUUCUUUCCCGUGUCAGAACGGCGCGACGUGUCUGGACAGUAUCGGUGACUACAACUGCGUGUGCGCAAGCGGAUUCGCCGGCAAACAUUGUGAAGUUGAUAUAGACGAGUGCCAGUCCCGGCCCUGUAUGAACGGAGCCACUUGCAAUCAGUACGUUGCGUCGUACACGUGCACGUGCCCGCUGGGCUUCUCCGGCACGGACUGUCAGACCAAUGACGAGGAUUGCACAGACUCCAGCUGCAUGAACGGCGGCACCUGUCUCGACGGCAUCAACUCUUACAACUGCUCCUGUCCACCGGGGUAUACGGGUUCGAACUGCCAGUUCCGUAUCAACAUGUGCGACAGCUCGCCGUGCAGCAAUGGUGCCACCUGCCAUGAUCAUGUCACUUUCUACACCUGCCAUUGUCCAUACGGGUACACAGGCAAACACUGCGAGGCCUUCGUCGACUGGUGUGAGAACAUGCCGUGUGAGAACGGCGCGACGUGCUCGCAGAAGGGCCCGCAGUACGCGUGCGCGUGCGCACCCGGCUGGUCCGGCAAGCUGUGCGACGUCGAGAUGGUCUCCUGCAAUGAUGCUGCGCUCCGGAAAGGUGUGAAAAUGAAGCAGCUCUGCAACAACGGCACCUGCGAGGACAUCGGCAACUCGCACCGCUGCCACUGCCUCGAGGGCUACUCCGGCUCCUACUGCCAGCAGGAGAUCAACGAGUGCGACUCCGCGCCCUGCCAGAACGGCGCCCAGUGCAGGGAUCUCGUCGGCACGUACCAGUGCCAGUGCGCCAAGGGCUUCCAGGGCCAGAACUGUGAGCUCAACGUGAACGACUGCUUGCCCAACCCCUGCCAGAACGGCGGCACCUGCCACGACCUCGUCGACAACUUCUCCUGCUCCUGCCCCUUCGGCACCCUCGGCAAGAUCUGCGAGAUCAACGUGAACGACUGCAAGCAGGACGCCUGCCACAACAACGGCACCUGCAUCGACAAGGUGGGCGGCUUCGAGUGCAAGUGCCCGCCCGGCUUCGUGGGGCCGCGCUGCGAGGGCGACAUCAACGAGUGCCUCUCCGACCCCUGCUCCGACCCCGGCACCCAGGACUGCGUGCAGCUCGUCAACGACUAUCACUGCAACUGCAAGCCCGGCUACAUGGGCCGCCACUGCGAUGCCAAGGUCAACUUCUGUGCCAACUCGCCCUGCCAGAACGGCGGCAUCUGCACCGCCGUCCAGGGCGGUCACGAGUGCCUCUGCGGCGACGGCUUCUAUGGCAAGAACUGCGAGUACUCCGGCUACGUCUGCGACCCCAACCCCUGUCAGAACGGCGGCUACUGUCGCCCCUCCGAGAUCUCGGACUACGUUUGCGACUGCCCCUCCGGCCUCUCCGGCGUCAACUGCGAGCUCGACUCCAUGAACGAGUGCCUCAGCAACCCCUGCAAGCACCCGGAGGCGCGCUGCAUAGACAAGCCCGGUAGCUUUCUGUGCUACUGCCCGCGACAGUGGACCGGCAAGGUCUGCGAGAUCCACGACCCCCACUCCCGCGGCGGCUACGGCAGCCCCAUUUCCGGGGUCUACAGCAAGAACCCGAGUCUGACCUUCCAGGAGUUGGACCUGGCGUUCCAGCGGGAGCAGUGCGUCAAGUUGGGCUGCAAGGAGAAGCAGGGCGACCACCGCUGCGACGAGGAGUGCAACACGUACGCGUGCGAGUUCGACGGCAACGACUGCUCGCUGGGGCUCAACCCCUGGGCGAACUGCACCGCGCCCAUCAAGUGCUGGGAGGUGUUCAUGAACGGCGAGUGCAACGAGGUGUGCAACACGCAGGCCUGCCUGUUUGACGGCCGCGACUGUCAGAAGUCUCUACAGCGCUGCAACCCCGUGUACGACGCCUACUGCCAGAAGCACUAUGCCAACGGGCACUGUGACUACGGCUGCAACAACGCCGAGUGCAACUGGGACGGCCUCGACUGCGAGAACGAGCCGCCCGACCUCGCCGAGGGCGUCAUGUCCGUCAUCCUGCUCAUGGACGUGCGCACCUUCAAGGAGAACUCCGUUGCCUUUCUGCGGGACCUCGGCCACCAGCUGCGGACCACCGUCGUCAUAAAGAAGGACCACCUCGGCAACGACAUGGUGUACCCGUGGAAGGGAUCGACUGACGUGGGACUGCAGGACACGGAGUUCGGCAAGAAACAUCAGAUCGCCUUCACGGAGAGGGGGCAGUCGGGCGUGCAGGUGUACCUCGAACUGGACAACAGAAAGUGUUCCUCCAUGUCCGGGUCCGAGUGCUUCUUCUCGGCGCAGGACGCCGCCGACUUCCUGGCCGCGACCGCCUCCAAGCACUCGCUCUCCCCCGACUUUCCGAUAUUUCAAGUCAAAGGGGUCACGAGACCCGAUGGCCCCAUAGACUUGCCCACCAACUCGAAGUAUGUGUUCAUCGGAGUGAUCCUCGUCCUGCUCGCGGGUCUGCUCAUCGGCGUGCUGGUGACGGCGCAGCGGAAACGCGCCGCGGGCAUCACGUGGUUCCCCGAGGGCUUCAUCCGCAACAAUUCGUCGACGCGGCGACGAACGCGACGGCGCGGCCCCGACGGACAGGAGAUGAGGAACCUGAACAAGGCCUCCAUCGGCUGCAUCGAUGUGGACAUAAACGGCGGUCACAUGGGCCCGCCGCACUGGUCGGACGAGGACGACGACGGCUCCGCGCCGCCGCGGGCGAAGCGGGCGCGCGGGCCCGGGGACGCCAACGGCGCGCCGGGAGGUUACGCGUCCGAUCACACCGCCAUAACCGACUACGAGGAGGCGGGACACGAACCCAGAGUAUGGACCCAGCAGCACCUGGACGCGGCGGACAUCAGGGUGCCGCCCAGUAUGAUGACUCCACCGGCAAUUCACGACGGGCACGUGGAUGUGAACGCGCGCGGGCCGCUGGGCAUGACUCCGCUGAUGGUGGCGGCCAUCCGCGGCGGCGCGCUGGACGCCGGCUCCGACGCUGAAGACGAGCAGACUGCGCACAUGGUAGAGGACCUAAUCAACGCGGACGCGGACAUCAACGCGGCGGACAACAGCGGCAAGACUGCGCUGCACUGGGCCGCCGCAGUCAACAAUGUGGACGCAGUCAACGUGCUCCUCGUGCACGGCGCCAACAGAGACGCACAGGAUGACAAGGACGAGACGCCGCUGUUCCUGGGCGCGCGCGAGGGCUCGUACGGAGCGUGCCGCGCGCUGCUGGACGCGCUGGCUAACCGCGAGAUCACCGACCACAUGGACCGGCUGCCGCGAGAUGUGGCGCAGGAGCGCAUGCAUGAUGACAUCGUGCGUCUGCUGGACGACCACUGCCCGCGACCCCAGCACCAUCAUCUACUGCCAUCUCCCAACCCUCACCCGCAGCUGAUCAGCCAGCCGACAGUGAUAGCGGGCGCGGGCGGGAAGGGCAAGCCGAAGAAAGCUCGCGCCAAGCCCGGACCUGACAGCCCUCAGGACCAGCCCUACGACAACAACAACAUGCAUCUCGCGCAGAUUCGACGGAAACCAAGUGUAAAAAAGAACAACAAGAAGGUGGCGCAGGAAGUGCCGCAGAGUGUGGAGAGCCUCGGCUCCAGCCUCAGCCCAGUCGAAUCGCCGCUGCAAAAUUUACAGGACUUGCCGUCGCCGUACGACGCGACGUCGCUGUACUCGAACGCUAUGGCGCAGUUCCCCGGCAUGGAGCAGCUGGUGCAGCACAAGCAGCCGCCCAGCUAUGAAGACUGCGUCAAGACGGGUCAGACGCUGCAGUACGGCGGCGGCGCGCUGGGCGCUUCGCUCUCCCCGCCCUACUCCAACCACUCCCCCACCCACAGCAACCACACCACCUCGCCCCACGCAUAUAUUGGGUCGCCGUCGCCGGGCAAAUCGCGGCCAUCGUUGCCGACAUCUCCAGCGCACAUGGCGGCGCUCCGUCACUCUCACCAACAUCAACACCAGCUUGAUGCCGCUACGUAUUCAGCACUCGCACAUCUUAGUGCGAACGGGCAGCACAACGCGCAGCUGCAGGCGGUGAUGACGCACGCGGCGGCGCUGGGCCAGGUGCAGGGACACCAUCCUGCGCUCACCAACAUGAUAUCUGGUAUAGGUCUGUACGGUAGCUGGGGUAUUGGCGAUACGUUCCCGACGCCGUCUCCGGAAUCGCCAGACCAGUGGUCAUCGCCAUCGCCGCAAACGCCGCUAACACAAUCGCCACAUUCUGAUUGGUCGGAUCGCGCCGCGCUAUCGCCAAACGAUAUGCAACAGACCAACAAAGGAGCCACUGAAGCCAUUUAUAUAUAAAUACAACAUAACUGUAAGGUUAUGCCAUUUUUGACCUUGUGUUAAUAACCAUAAGAUUGAUAUUCAUUUUGAUAUUACAUGUAGAACAAUCUUAAAAUGUUUUAAACAUUGUAAAACUUUUUUUUUGUUUUAAGCA